Messenger RNA from Capra hircus (goat), 1011 nucleotides. RefSeq names its product casein kinase I-like. Gene Ontology annotation, biological process: peptidyl-serine phosphorylation; signal transduction; negative regulation of canonical Wnt signaling pathway. Gene Ontology annotation, cellular component: nucleus; cytoplasm. Gene Ontology annotation, molecular function: protein serine/threonine kinase activity; ATP binding. Bases 1 to 1011 code for a protein of 336 amino acids. The transcript has a single exon. NCBI's taxonomy places the organism in Eukaryota, Metazoa, Chordata, Mammalia, Artiodactyla, Bovidae. The record is from RefSeq and is a predicted model, not a curated record.
AUGGCGAGCAGCAGUGGACCCGAGGCCGAUUUCCUUGUCGGAGGGAGAUAUAAACUGGUACGGGAGAUCGGGUGUGGCUCUUUUGGGCACGUUUAUUUGGCGAUAGACCUCACCAACCAUGAGGAGGUAGCCGUAAAACUAGAACCACAGAAUGUGAAACAUCCCCAGUUGUUACACGAGAGGGAACGCUAUAAUAUCCUUCAAGGUGGGGUUGGCAUCCCCCAGAUACGGUGGUAUGGUCAGGAAAUGGACCAUAAUGUGCUGGUCAUGGAUCUUCUGGGACCCAGCCUUGAAGACCUCUUCAAUUUCUGUUCAAGAAGGUUCACAAUGAAAACUGUACUUAUGUUAGCUGAUCAGAUGAUCAGUAGAAUCGAAUAUGUGCAUAGGCAGAAUCUUAUACACAGAGACAUUAAACCAGAUAACUUCCUGAUAGGUACUGGGCAGCAGUGGAAGAAGUUAUUCCUUAUUGAUUUUGGUUUGGCCAAGAGGUACAGAGACAAGAAGACAGGGCAACACAUACCCUACAGAUCCGGUAAAGGUUUCACUGGCACGCCUUCCUAUGCCAGCCUCAGUGCCCAUCUUGGUACGGAACAGAGUCGCCGAGAUGACAUGGAAUCAUUAGGAUACGUUUUGAUGUAUUUUAACAGAGCCAGCCUGCCAUGGCAAGGACUAAAGGGUGCAACAAUGAAGCAAAAAUGUGAAAAGAUUAGCGAAAUGAAGAUGACCACACCUGUUGAUGUUUUAUGUCAGGGAUUUCCUGUAGAAUUUGCCAUAUACUUAAAGUAUUGUCUCGGGCUGUCCUUUGAGGAAGCCCCGGAUUACACGUACCUGAGGCAGCUCUUCCGCAUUCUUUUCAGGACCCUGAAUUACCAACAUGACUAUGCAUUUGAUUGGAUAGUGUUAAAGCAGAAAGCAGAACAGCAGGCUGCCUCUUCAAGUGGGCAGGGUCAGCAGGCCCAAACCCCCACAGGCAAAAGUGACAAAACCAAAAGUGAAAUGAAACAUUCUUAA